Sarcophilus harrisii (Tasmanian devil) is the source of this 3907-nucleotide messenger RNA. Its product is annotated as zinc finger protein OZF. Gene Ontology annotation, biological process: regulation of transcription by RNA polymerase II. The record is from RefSeq and is a predicted model, not a curated record. Lineage: Eukaryota; Metazoa; Chordata; Mammalia; Dasyuromorphia; Dasyuridae. Bases 1877 to 3274 code for a protein of 465 amino acids. The transcript is spliced from 2 exons. Gene Ontology annotation, molecular function: RNA polymerase II cis-regulatory region sequence-specific DNA binding; DNA-binding transcription factor activity, RNA polymerase II-specific.
AUGAGUGUCAUGUCUAUGGGAAGGCCUUCUGUAUAAGGACAGACCUCAGCACCAGAGGAUUCACAUCGGAGAGAAGCCUUAUAGCUGUAGCCAGUGCGGAAAGGCCUUCUGCAUGAUCAAAGAGCACGCGCGCCACCAGCGGAUUCACACUGGAGAGAAGCCCUAUGAGUGCAGUGAGUGCGGGAAGGCCUUCAGUGGCUGAGGGCAGCUCACCCGAUCUCAGGCGGUCCACACCAGAGAGAAGCCUUACGAGUGCGCCAAGUGUAGGAGGGCCUUCGGGGGCAGAGGCCAUCUGACUUGCCAUCAGAGGAUUCAUACUGGAGAGAAACCAUAUGAAUGUGAAGAAUGUGGGAAGACCUUUUAUAUUGACAGAGACCUUAACAGACACCAAAGAAUCCACCUUGGAGGGAAACCUUAUGAAUGCAAGGACUGUGGGAAGGCCUUCCACCUGAGGCAUCAUCUGAGUCAGCAUCAAAGAACUCAUACUGGAGAGAAACCUUUUAAAUGCAGUGAAUGUGGGAAGGCUUUUGGUCAUCGUACCCAUCUCACCAUCCAUCAGAAAAUUCAUACUGGAGAGAAACCUUAUGUAUGUAGUGAGUAUGGGAAGGCCUUUGGCCACAGGACACAGCUUAUUGUCCAUCAGAGAAUCCAUACUGAAGAGAAGCCUUAUGAGUGUAAAGAUUGUGGAACAGUCUUCUGUCUUGGCAAAGAGUGCACAAGACAUCAGAAAAUUCAUACUGGAGAGAAAUCUUAUGACUGGAAUCAGGGUGAGAAGACCUUCAAUGGAAGAAGACAGCCUACUAAAAUCACAAGAUCAUGUUGGAGAGAAAACUUACCAGUGUAAUCAGUAUGAGAAGGCUUUUGGUUCAAGAGGACAGUAAGAAUGAGAAUUUUCAUAUUGGCGAGAAGUUUAAGAAUGUGGAAGGGCUUUCAACCAGAGAAGACACUUUAACUUCAGAAGAGACUGACUGGAGGGAAGUGUUAUGACUGUUAGAAAUACGAGAAGACUUUUUGUUUGAACAGCAUACCUGACACUAUAGAAUCCAUCUUGAUGGGAAACCUUUUAAAAUACCAUCAAUUUGGGAAACUUUCUUUUUGAAUUCAUUUUAUCCAGAUGAAGGAAUUCAUAAAGGAGAGACUAAAGACUAAAUGGGAGUAUGGGAAGAUGAAUUUUAUCAGACAUCAAAACAUUCCUAUGGGAGAAAAACUUCAUGAAUGAAUAUAGGAAAGUCUUCUAUCCUAGAGAUCACUGUCAACAUGAGGAAAUUCGAACUAGAAUAAACUCCAUUCAUUACUGAAUUGGCAAAGUUUUUGGCUUCAAAAGACAGGCUACUGAACAUCAGAAGAUUUAUACCAAAGAGAAACCUUAUGAAGUCUAUGUGGGAGAAUUCCCUUCUGAACACAGAAUUGAUUCCACAUCAGAGAAUUCUUAUUAGGAAGAAAUAAUAUAAAUGUGAUGGCUUGAAAAGGCUUCUCACCUCAGUGAUACUUAAUUCAGUAUCAGAGGAGUCCUGUUGGAGAGGAGUCUUAUGAAAAACCUAAGUAAAAAGGGAAAGGCUUUCCUCUGAGCAGGGAACUCAUACUAGAAGAAACGUGAAUGUGAUGACUGGAAUACCUAGGUAGCACUGCUUAGUCUAAACCUGAGAAUUUGUACUGGAGAGAAACCUUAAGAAAGUAAUGUAGGAAGACAUAUCAUUAAGGAAAAAAAUAGCUACUAGUGUUUAUAGAGUUUCACCACAGUGAAGAGGCAUCCUACUCGAGGAGACAGCUUGCCCCAAAGCACAGAUACCAUAGUAGACAAACACCUGGACAAGGAUGGCAGAAGACUUCUUACCAUGGGGAAUCUAGGUCUGAAACCAAGGACUUCCCUCCAGAGAUGGUUAUUUUUAUGGAGCCUUCACUUCAGCAUAGACUAAAGCAGAGCAAUGAAAAAAAGAAUUCCCAGGAAGUAAAAAUGACUCAGAUGAAAACUCCAACUAAACUGAGAGGCUAUGACUGUGGCCAAAGCAUUAGGCUAGAACUAAUGCUUUUCUCAAAACAGAGAAUAUCUCUAGAAGAGAGUCUUUACAAAUGUGAUGCACGUGUGUCUGCAGAUCCAAGUAUAUGUCAAAGAAUAUCUUCAAAGGAGAUCUUUUCUAAUUGUAAUGAAUGUAAGGAAGCCUUCAUUUCUAAACCAGAUUUCAUUGAAUAUCACAGACUGUAUGCUGGGAAGCAGCCUAAUGAUUAUAACAACUGUGAGAGAGCUGUCAACUUCAGCCAAUUCAUUCAUUCCUUGGAGACAAAUGAUUUUGAAGAGAAAAGCAUUAACUGUAAUGAAUUGGGAGAAAUUUCUACCCAGAAUAUCCAACUGAUGGAGCAUCAGAGAAUUCACACGGGGCUACAGCCCUAUGAGUAUAGUGAAUGUGUACUGCCUCUUGGUCACAGCUUUUCGGUGACUUCCUCUGAAAGCGGCUACACUGACCAGAAACCUUUGGUCUGUCGGGCCUGCGGGGAUGUCUUCCUCUGGAGCAUCCAGCUCGCUCGCCAUCAGAGUGCUCCCACUGGCGAGAAACCUUAUGAGGGCCCAGAGUGUGAGAAGGCCUUCUGCCUGAGAGAGUCCCUGACCAGACGCUCACGGAUGCACACCGGGGAGAAGCCCUACGGUUGCAGCGAGUGUGGGAAAGCCUUUCGGCGCAGGGGGCAGCUCACCCGACACCAGAGAAUCCACACUGGCGAGAAGCCUCACGAAUGCGGAGAUUGUGGGAAGGCCUUCUACCAGAAGGACCAGUUUACUCAGCACCAGAGAAUCCACACUGGGGAGAAGCCUUAUGGGUGCAAGGAGUGUGGCAAGGUCUUCCGGGUGAGGACCCAGCUCACUCAGCACCUUCGCAUCCACACUGGGGAGAAGCCCCACAAGUGCAACGAGUGCGGGAAGGCCUUCAGGCAGAGGGGCCAUCUCACUGUGCAUCACAGGAUUCAUACUGGGGAGAAACCCUACGAGUGUGGUGAGUGCGGGAAGGCCUUCCGCCUGAGCACAGAGCUCACCCGCCAUCAGAGAAUUCACACGGGGGAGAAGCCCUAUGCAUGCAGUGAGUGCGGGAAGGCCUUCCGCCUGAGCACAGAGCUCACCCGUCACCAGAGGGUCCACACUGGGGAGAAGCCUUAUGGCUGCAACCGGUGUGGGAAGGUCUUCCGCCAGAGCACCCACCUUACUCAGCAUCAGCGCAUUCAUACCGGAGUGAAGUCUCAUAAUGUACUUUAUGCAGCAAAACCUAGCGUGUUCCUCCUGGAGUGAAGUUUCAUAAUGUACUUUAUGCAGCAAAGCCCAGCCUGUUCCUCCUGGAGCCGAAUCUCAUAAUGUACUUUAUGCAGGAAAGCCCAGUGUGUUCCUCCUAGACUGAAGUCUCAUAAUGUAAUUUAUGCAGCAAAACCCAGCGUAUUUCUCCUGGAGCGAAGUCUCAUAAUGUACUUUAUGCAGCAAAGCCCAGCCUGUUCCUCCUGGUGCAAAGUCUCAUAAUAUAACUUAUGCAGAAAAGCCCAUUUUCUGAACACACAGCUUACCAAACACUGCAGAAUUCCAUAGAGGAACCUUUUAACUAUAAUGUGGAAGGAUGGUGGUGGAACACUAUAUCACACCUUCCCUAUUACAUUCUCUUCCUCUCCCCCCCCCCAUCUCAUGCAUGUUUUCUCUUAAAACUUAUGACAUUUCUCAUAUCUUCGAGGCUAAGAAUUUUGACUAGUGUUGUCACUUCUGAGCCCAUGACAAAGCAGCCAUGAGGACCUGGAAGGGAGUAGUCUUUUAAAAAUGAUAUAUUUUUUAACAUUCAUAGUAAAAAUUUUGCAUUCUAAAUAUUCUUUCUCCCUCCAGUCCCUUCUCCAUCCAUUGAGAAGGCAAGCAAUAUGAUAUUCAUUAUACAUGUGAAGUCAU